Molecule: messenger RNA, 2161 nt
Organism: Chanos chanos (milkfish)
Lineage: Eukaryota; Metazoa; Chordata; Actinopteri; Gonorynchiformes; Chanidae
Gene: timm44
Product: translocase of inner mitochondrial membrane 44 homolog (yeast)
Exons: 13
Coding region: 1-1359 (452 amino acids)
Biological process (GO): protein import into mitochondrial matrix
Cellular component (GO): mitochondrial inner membrane
Molecular function (GO): protein-folding chaperone binding
Source: RefSeq, a predicted model, not a curated record
AUGGCGGCCUCCUUGUGUCAGUGUUACCAGCGUUGUGUUCGAAGGAGUUGCGUGUUGCUGUUGUCUCGUCCCUAUGUCGCCACAUAUGACAGGUCCCAUCUACACAGGAUAUGUGUGCCAGUCACCAACACCUUACAGACGCGGCACGCGUCGGGUGGAGGAGGUGGGCGAAAGGGCUUUCUUGGGGAGUUUCUGGACAGCCUGAAGCAGGAGCUGAGUAAAAAUAAGGAGAUGAAGGAGAACAUCAAGAAGUUUCGCGAGGAGGCAAAAAAACUAGAGGAGUCGGAUGCUCUCAAACAAGCCAGGCGGAAAUUCAAAACGAUCGAAUCUGAAACGAUGAAGACUUCGGAAGUGCUGAGGAAGAAACUAGGGACAAUUUCCGAGAGCGUUAAAGAGGGGCUUGAGGAAGUUAGCCGCACGGACCUGGGGAAGAAGAUCAAAGAGGGGGUCGAGGAAGCGGCGAAAACGGCCAAGCAGUCUGCGGAAACCGUGUCCAAGAGUGGAGAGAAACUUGGGAAGACUGGUGCCUUCAGAGCCAUCUCACAGGGUAUGGAGUCGGUGAAGAAGGAGAUAGAUGAUUUUGGGCAGAGUGGACCGUACCGACCUCCCACGCGGUUACGGAAGAGGAGCGACUUCUCCUCCAAGGCGGCGGGCAGCGAGGCCAAGGUCUUUGAGGCCAAUGAAGAGGCCAUGGGUGUUGUCCUUCACAAAGACUCAAAGUGGUACCAGCAGUGGAAGGACUUCAAAGACAAUAACGUGGUUUUUAACAGAUUCUUUGAGAUGAAGAUGAAGUAUGAUGAGAGUGACAAUGCCUUCAUCAGAGCAUCACGCGCCGUCACAGACAAAAUGACCGACCUCAUAGGUGGGUUGUUCUCAAAGACUGAGAUGUCGGAGGUGCUGACGGAGAUCUUGAAGGUGGAUCCAAACUUUGAUAAGGAUUCGUUUCUCAAGCAGUGUGAACGGGACAUUAUUCCCAACAUAUUAGAGUCCAUGAUCCGGGGAGAGCUGGAGGUACUGAAGGACUGGUGUUAUGAGGCUACAUACAGUCAGCUAGCCCAUCCGAUCCAGCAGGCCCGAGCUAUGGGCCUACAGUUCCACUCUAAGAUUCUGGACAUAGACAACGUGGACCUGGCGAUGGGGAAGAUGAUGGAACAGGGUCCUGUCCUCAUAAUCACGUUUCAGGCCCAACUCGUCAUGGUGAUCCGGAAUGCCAAGGGAGACGUGGUGGAGGGAGACCCGGAGAAGGUUCUGAGGAUGAUGUACGUGUGGGCGCUGUGUCGAGAUCAGGAAGAGCUGAAUCCUUAUGCUGCCUGGAGACUUCUGGACAUCUCCGCAUCCAGCACAGAGCAGAUCCUCUGAGAGGAGCGGACAUCACGCCACAGGACAGGAGAGAUGGGAAUUGGGAUGGAGCACAGAUCCAGCUGGAGGUAGCACUAGCCACUGGUCCCAGUGGUCAGCAACCCUGGGCUUCUGCUUUGGACCGAACCAGACCCGGAUACGAACACAGACUGGUCCGAGUGCUGAGGUCACCGCGUGGCCCUCGUGACUCAUUGGGUGGAAGAUGAAGGGGCAGGGUCGAAUCUGCACCAAUCAGAUUUAAUAAUCACCCUCAGCCAAUGACUCUCACAGGAAGUGUGUGUGUUUGAGUUUCAAAGAACACGAAUGUUUGUGUGGGUGUGUGUCUGUGCUUCUAUGUUGAUCAGGGAUUCUUUAAUGGUUAUAUACCAGUGCCGCUGAUACCAGUAGACUGAUAUGAGACUCCGCACUAAUCAUUGCAACAUAUACAAAGAAAUUAAGAUUUACUCCCAGUACCCUAAUUUCAUGCAGAUUAUAUGACCAUAUAAGGACAUACCCUCAAAACAUUUGAUAAAAACAGGUUUCAGAGAGAGAGAUAUUAAUGAAAACUAUUAGCACAAAGAAGUUAUUGGACAUAUAUAGGUCUAGUAACAGAGCAUGCCGUUGGUCAGCAAGGCUAAUCAUUGUUAACCAGUCGCUGACUGUGUUACUGGAUCGAUAUGGACCGAAAACUUUUGCACACACACUUUCACGGCCCUAAAUUCCUUAUUCCGUAUGCUAGUACUGCCUUAUCCUGUCUUCUCUGUGGGAGGCAACGCUAAGGCCAAAGUCAAUGAUUGUACAGAAAAGGGUGUUUGUAUUGUUU